AUGUCUGCUGCCGUCGAAAAGGUUUCCGAAGCCGUCAAUGACGUUACCAACGCUCUGAGCAAUGCCUCUAUCACCGACAAGGCCGCCGAUAAGCCUGCCGCCAACAACGAUGCCGUCCUCGCCAGCGCUGCUGAGGGACGCCGUCUGUACAUCGGCAACCUGGCCUACGCGACAACUGAGGGGGAGUUGAAGGAGUUCUUCAAGGGUUACCUUGUCGAGUCCGUCUCCAUUCCCAAGAACCCUCGCACCGACCGACCUGUUGGCUACGCCUUCGUCGACCUCUCUACCCCCACCGAGGCCGAGCGCGCCAUCUCUGAGCUUAGCGGCAAGGAGAUCCUGGAGCGCAAGGUCUCCGUUCAGCUUGCCCGCAAGCCUGAGCCUGCUGGAGAGAAGACCGAGGGUGCUAACGGAGAGGGCGCUGGUGAGGGUAACCGCCGCAGACCAUCUGGCCGUGGCCGUGGACGUGGCCGUGGCCGCGGUGGUCGUGGCGCCCGUGGUGGCCGCGAGGAGGGUGCUGAGGGUGCUGCCGCCUCUGUUGAUGCUGCCGCCGAAGUCCCGCCCACCUCUGAGGUUCUGCCUUUGACCGACGCCACCAACAAGAACACUACUGACGCCGCCAAGACCGAGAAGCCUGCUCAGGCUCGUGCUCCCCGUGAGCGCCGUGAGCGUGGCCCCCCAGCCGACGGCAUCGCCUCCAAGACCAAGGUCAUGGUCGCUAACCUUCCCUACGACCUGACCGAGGAGAAGCUGAAGGAGCUCUUCGCCGCCUACGAGCCUUCUUCUGCCAAGAUCGCUCUGCGCCCCAUCCCCCGCUUCAUGAUCAAGAAGCUCCAGGCCCGCGGCGAGCCCCGUAAGGGCCGUGGCUUCGGCUUCGUCACCCUCGCCACCGAGGAGCUUCAGCAGAAGGCCGUCAACGAGAUGAACGGCAAGGAGAUUGAGGGUCGCGAGAUCGCUGUCAAGGUCGCUAUUGACAGCCCUGACAAGACCGAUGAGGAGGCCAAUGCUCCCAAGGAGGAGACCAAGGCCAACGGCACCUCGGAGGCUGCUCCCGCCGCCGAUGCUGCCGCUACCCCCGCCGCGGCUGCCCCUGCUGCUGCUGCGGCUCCCGCUACCACCACCGCCUAG
Messenger RNA from Colletotrichum chrysophilum, 1125 nucleotides. RefSeq lists its product as uncharacterized. The record is from RefSeq and is a predicted model, not a curated record. Gene Ontology annotation, cellular component: ribonucleoprotein complex; nucleus; cytoplasm. Gene Ontology annotation, molecular function: mRNA binding. Bases 1 to 1125 code for a protein of 374 amino acids. NCBI's taxonomy places the organism in Eukaryota, Fungi, Ascomycota, Sordariomycetes, Glomerellales, Glomerellaceae. The transcript has 4 exons.